This is a messenger RNA of Asparagus officinalis (garden asparagus), 3681 nucleotides long. RefSeq lists its product as uncharacterized. Lineage: Eukaryota; Viridiplantae; Streptophyta; Magnoliopsida; Asparagales; Asparagaceae. The transcript is spliced from 7 exons. The record is from RefSeq and is a predicted model, not a curated record. The coding region runs from base 1 to 3681 and encodes 1226 amino acids.
AUGAUAAGGGCCAAUACCGUAAAGAAUAAGCUCGCUCGGGUUGGUCGAGAACUUCCCAUUCCAAGAUUCAGGUGUUAUGGAUGGGUUCAUUCUCUUCCUGACAAAUGGUGGGCUAGGAUGACCAAAUACGUACUCCAUCGUUGGGAUCAGGAGUUGCGGGAUUUGGGAUUAUAUGCUCCAAUCCGAGCUAGUAUGCAUGGUCUCCCAGUGAGUGCAGAUCAUUUUAUGGCUUUGUUCGAGUCUUAUAUUCCGGAGACCAAUACCUUUCUUACCAAGUAUGGGGAAUUAGGGCUUCCGCUCCACGAAAUGAUGAAGGUAUCCGGAUUGCCAUUGGGGAAUACUCCUUACCAAGAAUAUUUUCCUAAUAAUCGUCAGUUGAUGAAAAUGAAGAAGGCCUGCUCUCCUGCUUAUGACAUCCUCUGGGAGUUAACUUGUCAUUAUCAGAUAGCGAUAGCCAAGAUUGAAGUGAAGAGUAAGAAGGCGGCUCGAGUCAGUUUAAAACAGUUCGCCGACUACCUAUUUCAGAACCUUGAGAGCCCGACCGGUGAAGAAGUCUGUGAAUCACCGAUUCUGACCCCUUCUGACGUCAACCAGCUAAUCACGAAGAUUAAUGCUCAGUCUUACAGAACUGAGUCAUCUGAAGGUGGUUUUCUUAAGGGCACCAAGUUCAACACUUUCUUGUGGCAAGCCACAAAGAGAAUGAAGCCUGCAACUCUUCUUUCCGGUUAUCUGGCCAUUUGGCUAAAGAGAUGUGUAGUGCCGCAUCAGUCUUCUGAGGCGCUUCCUCUUGAAGUUCUCUUUCCCGCCGUGCAACUAGUUGUCAGAGGCAGGUUAUCUCUUCUUUCUGCUAUGAUUGCUGACCUCCAUAGCGGUUUGCGUAACCUAGCCAACACCUUUACCAAAGUGGGUGCCGAGCCUUCAACUAAGAUUCCUUUGUCGAGCGUCGAAUUUCCGUACACCUAUUUGAUGGCGUGGCUAGUUCUCCAUCGAUCGGACAUGAUGUCAGCGCCUGAUGCGUCUGAUCCAGAAAUCCCCUUGCUGCAGCUCUUAGAAGGAUGUAAGUGGUUAUAUCCUUCCCGACCAUGGACUGACCGUGUGAGGCAAUUCAAGAAUGCCAAAUGCUGGGAAUUCUAUAAGUGUUUCCCUCGGUUUUCUGGUGCCUAUAAUGACACGCUUGUUGACGAGGAAAUGCCUGGGGCUAACAGGACCUCUCUCGAUACGGGUAGUUUUCAUUGGCUCAUGAACAUUCGCCCAGGCUAUAAUGUUUUUCGAUCGAAGAACAUUUGCAGGAUUGAGCCUUAUUUUCCUUGCCGUUUUGCGCGACAAUUCGGCUACGAUCAAUUGUAUAUCGGGAAUCCCAAUAAAUGGUUGAUAAACUGCGGAGGCCUUAUUGAUGGGGUACGUGCCUGGUUCUGGAAUGUUGCUGGCUGUACCGGAGCUCGAUUUAGUUUGCCUGUCGCUGAGCCUGGUCUUUACUUAACCUUCCUCUACUGCCGGUGGAUUUUAGCCGCCAAUACUCCUCUUGCGAAGAAGAAGCUCCACGAACUGGAAUCCGAGGCUGUAGUUCGGAGAAUUGUAUCAAAAAAAGGAAAGGAGCCCGCUACGUCUUCUCGUAAAGGAAAACAGGUAGCUGAUUCCGAAGAGAGCGACGACUUCGAGACAUCCAGCGAAGAGGAUGAGACCCGAGGCGACGCAGAGGGUGAUGUACCUUUGUCUCCCGUGGCUCACAGGACUCGUCGAGCUUCUUCGCCCAAAUUACCCGGUGCUCCUUCAAAAGGUAUACAAAUGAAGGAAAAGAACAUUCCCCUGUCGUCCUCCAACAAGAUGACCUUGAGAUGGCUUUCUCAGGAGGGAGAGGCAGAAGAAGAGGAAGAAGAGGUUGCCCCGCUUAUUAACAGGAAAAGAUCUCGGCUUACUGCUCCUUCUGAGGUUCAACCUCAGCCGACUCAAGGAACCGAAUUACGUACCAAGUUUCGACAUGAAAGCUCCGAGGUUCCUCGAGAUUCUCGUGCCUCGAAGAGGAUUAAAAAGACGGCUCAUCGGGAACGCCAACUUUCUCCGUUAUUUGAGGAGAAGUUUACUCAGGAUCUUCCAGUUGAUGAAAGGGUUGAAUCAGAAGAGGAAGGGGAAAUCGUGCCCAAGCCUUCUUCUCCGGGUUUAAUGGAUGUUGAUGAAUCUAGCUUCACUGAACAAGUGCACAAGGCUAUGAACGAGGAACCCCUUCAUAUGGACAUUGUUCCUCCUCCAGCCACCACAUCGACCUCGCCAACCGCAGAUACAGUUAAACUAAAGGAGGUGAGUGCGGGUAGUAGCGCUGCUAAUCCCGCAACUAUUGUUGAAGACAUCCCUGUCAACGAACCGAAAGACAUAGAACUUACCCAUGAUAUGGGUAUCGGAGAUUUCGAUGAGCGAGACUUCGAUCUUGACAUUUCUGAAGAUGUACACCAGGAGAUCUCCGAUAUACUAUCGACUCCGGUUCCAUCCGCUACUACAGGACCAACUACUCGAGUUGAUUCAGCUGAAGCAGAUGCAUCAAAAGACGUAGGACCAACUAACGAAGUUGAUGCGUCUACCGUCAUCGGUGAAUGUGAUCAACCUGAAGGUCUGGGUUUCUUACUUCUGGUAAGUCCCCCAGCUGAAGUUGAACCACCAGCCACUGCUCCUCCAACUUCUGCUAUUAUCGAAGCUGGACCUGUUGUGCCUUUCACUCCGAUUCCAGUGGAUCAUGAAGUAGGAGGGUCGAAUGUUACGGUAGAAGAACAACCUCCUGCUACCUCAGCUCAACUUGAACAUGCUCCUCAAGAUCUUGGCGACUUAGACCCGAAGUCGUCAAGAAUUGUAAUUGAACAACAGCUUGACGUAAUGAAUCCACCGCCCAGCAUUACCUCUACACAAACUUCGGAUGUCGUGGAGCAGGUCUCAGCCUCGACAAGUCAAGAUCUUUCUUCAUCAUUGUCCGAUUGCAUUCGAGCUUUAUUGGCAGAUGAAGAUCCGGACAAAAUUGCCCUUUGCAUUGACAUCCAAAGCUUCAUUCUUUUCUUAAACGCCAUGGUUGAUCGGAUUCUCCUUAAAGGUUCACCAUUUGAACUUUUCCAGAAGUCUCUCGAUCAUCAUGUGUCAGGAAUUAAAGAACAGGGGUGCGCCGAAUUGUCUAACUCUCUUGAAGCUUAUUUGGUUGAUCUUAAACAACACAUCAAGCAGUUGCAGAAUUUCCGAGCUAAUGGCGCGUCUUCUUACAUCACUUCCGAAAUGGACCUGAGGCUACAAGCAUGGCGUGAUUCUCAGAAAUCUGUUGAAUCCGAACUUCAAAUACUGAAGACUCGUAUUAAUCAACUUCGGGUAAGCGCCUCCAAGAAGACACAAAUCAAGGCAGAUCUAUAUCGUAACUUGGAAUCGCGUCGGGCAGUGGUAGCCGAAUUAGAAAAGAGACUUGCUGAAGCUAGAGAAGCUUGUGAAGUUUUAGAGUCUGAUCUGGCGGAAGUAACUCAAGCUGAAGUGAGUACAUUACGGCAACUGAAUCUUCAAGACAAAAUUUUUGCUGACAAGGAACAAGAAGCCGCCAAAAUCCGCAGCAUCGAUGAAAGGAAAUUUAAAGCCAAUCUGAUACCUGAGCUCGAACUGGCUUAUGCGACAAAGCUUUCCCAAUUAGAAGAUAAACUCUGCCAUUACAAAUUAUUGUAA